AUGUACAAUAAUUCGAGUACUAAUAAUGGGUCUAAUGGAAACAAUGGACGGCCCUAUAGCAAUCGAAACAAUGAAAAAUCGGGUCUUUAUAACCACAACAUGGAACAACAGCUUGCAUCACAAGAAAAGAAAACCGCUCAUAGACGAACGGUUGAUCAUGGAAAUAAUAUGGGUCGCUGGUAUAUAAACAGAAGCAUGGGUCUUACUGAAUAUCCGAUUGGUAAAAUCAGACCUGAAUCCUCUUACCUUAUAGAUUUAUUACCACCUCCAGCAUAUGCAACAUCAAAUAAGAAUAACAUGGGAAUUUUGGACGUCCAAACCAAAUUUGUUCAUCUUUCCUCAAAUAAAGCGAAGCAUUCUAUCAAUACUGUCAAAUGGACACCUGAAGGAAGAAGACUAUUGGUUGCAUCUCAUAGCGGAGAAUUUACAGUGUGGAAUGGAAUGACUUUUAAUUUUGAAACUAUCAUGCAAGCUCACGACCUGGCUAUUUUAGCCUUGAAUUACUCACACAAUGAUGAGUGGCUCUUAAGUGGAGAUCAAGCUGGAACUAUCAAGUAUUGGCAGCCCAAUUUCAAUAAUGUCAAUAUAAUUAAUGGUCACACUGAUGGUAUCCGAGACAUAGCAUUUUCACCUAACGACUCUAAAUUUUUAACAUGCUCUGACGACUCCACCUUAAAAAUUUGGAAUUUUAACAACGGUAAGGAGGAGAGAAGUUUAGUCGGACACCAUUGGGAUGUAAAAUCUGCGGAUUGGCAUCCUAAUUUGGGUCUCAUAGUGUCAGGAUCCAAGGAUAAUUUGAUUAAACUAUGGGACCCCAGAACAGCAUCCUGCGUCACAACUCUUCAUGGUUUUAAACAUACUAUAACUAAGACAAGAUUUCAAUCCAGUGGUACGAAGAGAUUGUUAGCAUCAGUUUCUCGAGAUAGAUCGUGUAGAGUAUUUGAUUUGAGAACGAUGAAAGAUAUCCUUGUAUUACGAGAUCAUGAGACUGAUUUAUCUUGUGUUUCUUGGAAUCCCAUACAUCUGUCUAUGUUGACCACAGCUGCAUAUAAUGGUUCUUUGAAUCAUUACUUGUUAGACUCAUAUAUACCAGAUAAAAAUGAAAAUUCAUCUACUGAAUGCGUGCAUAAGAUUCCGUAUGCUCAUGAAAAAGCUAUUCAUGCAAUUGACUACCACCCAUUGGGACAUUUGAUGUGUACCGCAGGUGCUGAUAGAACAGCUAGAUUUUGGUCUAGAGCGAGACCAAAUGACCCAAUGUCAUUCAAGGACGCUUUGUACACUGAUCAAAAAGUUGGUGCUUGGUAUUAUGCUAUAAAUAAUAAUAUAAAUGCAGUAAUAGAACCUGCCGAGAAUAAUAAUAAUGUUGUGAAUAGAGAGGCCAACGAGAACCUGCUACUUAAUUUGCCAGGUUUAAAUAAUCUUCCUGUUGAUAACUCUAACAACUGGGGUAGCAUACCUGGUUUACGUGGUCAUUAA
This is a messenger RNA of Priceomyces carsonii, 1476 nucleotides long. RefSeq names its product cleavage polyadenylation factor subunit. Gene Ontology annotation, cellular component: mRNA cleavage and polyadenylation specificity factor complex. The transcript has a single exon. Lineage: Eukaryota; Fungi; Ascomycota; Pichiomycetes; Serinales; Debaryomycetaceae. The record is from RefSeq and is a predicted model, not a curated record. Gene Ontology annotation, molecular function: protein binding. The coding region runs from base 1 to 1476 and encodes 491 amino acids.